GAGGAAUAAUUGCACAGGCGUACAUAAUUAAUCAUUGGACAUUAGAUAUACACUCCUACACUAUGCUUCCUAAAUAUGAGUCUGGUACUCAAAAGAGGGAAAUGAUAAGAAAUGAUAUUGCAUUAAUUCAAAGUCAAGCAGGGUAUAUCAACAAGUUCUUCAAAACCAACAAUGUGAAUGCGUUGAAUGAGGAUGAAGUAGAGAUUCAACAUGCCCAUGUUAAUGAAGUAAAUGAUAAGGAUGAAGAAGUGAGUUACCCUGCCUACGUUAAUGAAGUAGAUGAUAAGGAAAAAGAAGUGGGAAGUUCAAUUGUCAAGAAAGUUAAACAUGCAAAAUAUUUUGCAGUUAUAAUUGAUUGUACUCCAGAUGCAAGUUACGAGGAGCAAAUGUCUUUAAUUGUACGAUUUGUAGAUUAUUCGGUAAACUUACCUACAGUUGAAGAACGUUGGCUUGAAUUUUUGAAUGUAGAUGACACAACAGGACUUGGACUUGCAAUCGAGCUUCUAAAGGUUUUGAUAGAACUGAAUCUGGAUAUUGAUGACAUUAGAGGGCAAGGAUAUGACAACGAAUCUAACAUGAGCGGGAAGCACAAAGGUCAAACUGCACAGAUAAGAGAUGCAUUACUUGAUUUGAUAGAAAGUAAUGAAGAUCUUAAAGUGAAGAGUGAAGUUGAGUCGUUAGCAACACAUGAAUUUCAGAAUUUUGAGUUAUUGUUUGGCAUGGUAGUCUGGUACAGGUUGUUGCAUGCUAUCAAUAUU
Olea europaea var. sylvestris is the source of this 758-nucleotide messenger RNA. RefSeq lists its product as uncharacterized. The transcript has 4 exons. The annotation marks the transcript as partial. The record is from RefSeq and is a predicted model, not a curated record. Lineage: Eukaryota; Viridiplantae; Streptophyta; Magnoliopsida; Lamiales; Oleaceae.